UUCCUGUUGGUUUCCUUCACCAAUAUUCAGUUCAGUUUUUUUAUCAAGCCAUUGUUCAACUCCUUCAACAAGACAGUGGUGACCAAAACAACGCAGAGUUUUUUAGAAAGCUUACAUUGUUGGCAAGAAGAAUUUCUUUCAUUGACCAAUUUGAGGCAGGGUUUCUUGAAGGCCUUCAGGCAGAUUAGUAUUAAAACUUCGAUAAUGCACGACCCAGAGAAGCUUCCGGAAGAAUCCCAGAAUGGAGUCAGCUUAUUAUUUGCCUCUGAUGAUGGAAGUGACAGCCCGGUCUCUGGUUCUUCGUCCAGUUCAUUAUCAUCUUGUGUCAACAACAGUGGAUCGCUAGCCUCUUUGUCCAUCGACACAGCCACCCCGACAACACUUUCUUUUCCUUCUUCAUUAUCUUCAUCUACAUCAUCCCUGUCACCCUUGUCAUCGUCCACCUGUUAUACAGGGUCAUCUGCCUCAUCCACCUGCUCAACCUCUUCAUCUUCCUCCGCCUCCUCUUAUAAUCUUGUUCCACCAAUGACCCUAGAGAGCAGCAUGUCACCGACACCACCCUUACCUGAUGUUCCAGCACUGACGGAGCCUCUUAAUACAUUGUUAUUUAAUGGUAACAUAGCCACUGCAGCCGCCGCUGCCGCUGCUGCUGCUGCCACUGCCACUAAUAACGAUCCAAGGACUAUUUGCAACUACAGUACAACUAGCAACAAUAACAACACUGCACUCAGUGCUGCCCAAUUCAACUUGGAUGAGCUGCCGUUUCUAAAGAAAUGCCUAUAUAACUACAACAACAACAACAACAACAACAGCAGCAGCAGCAGCCAACAACAGCAGUUGUCUGCAGACUUGUUGUAUCCAUUGGACUCUAGCUUUGUCACAGACAGCCACAGUUCUGCUGACUGGGAAGAAAGUACUUUCUUAUUGAUGCGCGAACACAUUGAGGGUUGUUUACCGUCCCUCAGUCCGUGUCCAUCUUUGCAACCAAACGUCUAUGAUCUGAUAUGAUUAACCCCCAUCGUUUAUUGGACUAUAAGUAUGGCCACCUUCAUGGUAUCUAACCUUUGUAAUAUUUUGUCUAUUUGUGUGCGAGUUUGUUAAUGAAUCUUAAAGAAAUGAAGUUGAAUUUUGUAUGAAGUCA
Messenger RNA from Octopus bimaculoides (California two-spot octopus), 1141 nucleotides. RefSeq lists its product as uncharacterized. Gene Ontology annotation, molecular function: RNA polymerase II cis-regulatory region sequence-specific DNA binding; DNA-binding transcription factor activity, RNA polymerase II-specific; protein dimerization activity. NCBI's taxonomy places the organism in Eukaryota, Metazoa, Mollusca, Cephalopoda, Octopoda, Octopodidae. The record is from RefSeq and is a predicted model, not a curated record. Gene Ontology annotation, cellular component: nucleus. Gene Ontology annotation, biological process: regulation of transcription by RNA polymerase II.